AUGAAGCUAAAAGAGGAUUUGAACCCCCUGUUACUGCAGGUCUUCCGCUCUGUGGUCUGGGUCUACUCCUUCAUCACCUUUAUACCCUGGUACUUCUUCUCUGGAGCCGGCUCUAACCUUGAGCGGGCUCGCCGUCUCAAAGCACGCUCAAUCAGUGGGUAUCCAGCGGGGCCUUACAGGGCCAUCAACAGCCAGCAGAAGCUGGUGGCAUGGCUGCACCCUGGGGUGGACACCAUAGACAAAAUGUUUGAAUACGCUGCAGGGAAGUUUCCAGAGAGGGACUGUUUGGGUACCAGGGAAGUGCUAAGUGAGGAGGAUGAGAUCCAGCCAAACGGCAAGGUCUUCAAGAAGGUGAGAGAUACAACCGUGUUCCCACCACACAAAGAGAUGGAAAAAUAAGGACAAAAAAUGGUGUAUGUUGUACAACUAUGAACAUGAUCCAGAAAUGUCAGCAACUGCUAAAGAGGAGAGGGGCCGCCUGGCUUAUAAUCAGAAAAAGUUCUGAAUCCAGUAUCUAUCAUGACAAGGGGAUACACAGAUUAUUAAUGCUGAAAAUUAUAUACAGGUUUGGGAGCAACAUAUGCUGCUAUCCAGGUAAUGUCUUAUUCAAGGAAGACCUCAUGUAUUCCAGCAAGAGAAAGCCAAACCGCAUUUUGCAGUUAAUGAUACAACAGCAUCCCUAGAUAGAAGAACAGCCAGUGUGCUAAACUGGCCUGUCUGUGAUCCCAACUUGUCACCCACUGAAAACAUUUGGCCUAUCAUGAAACAAAAUAACACAAGUACAAGUCUGCAAUAUCUGAUAGCUAUCUUGAGCUUGAUCUGUCUGCAACAAAUUAUGAUCAAUAUAGACGUCUGCUACAUGUUUUUAUUGCUAAACGCUUAUAUGCCAAUCGAUGAAAUUGGGUUUUGAUAUGUCGUGUUAGUUUCUACCUGUGCAUUCGAUAUCUUGAAGGUUUUUGCAGCAGUGGCAAAGAUAUAUGCAAGACAGUGGGUGGUACAUCUCAUCACAUGUUUCAGGGAGUACUGAAUCUGUAGGAUGACAGGAAGUGUUCUUGUGCAUGGUGUGUGUGUGUAUGUGUGUGUGAGAGGUCUGCCGCUGUGCACAGUGUGAGGGAUGUGGGUGGAGGAGCAGCAGAGAGAGAGCCUCAGCCGUUUGUCUCACAGCUGAGAACUGCCUCAUUAGCACUUGCGUUGCCAUAAUAGUCCUGUAGAUGGUGCUAAGUGACUGCAUAUUAAAGAUGAUGUUUGACUGGCAACAGCGUCAUCGCCUUCUCGAAGGCCUUUUCAACAAAAACAGAUUGUAUGUGCAUUCAUGUUCCAGGUUAAUUGGUGUAAAAUGUGAAUAUAAUCCUGAUUAUUUCAUAAACUUUUGCAUGUUUGUUUAGGUUAUUCUCGGGAACUAUCACUGGUUGACGUACGAGGAGGCGUACCAGGCAGCAAAGUGUUUUGGCAGUGGUCUGGCAGCUUUGGGACAGAGGCCCCAGUGCAACAUAGCCAUCUUCUGUGAGACCAGAGCUGAGUGGAUCCUUGCAGCACAAGCUUGCUUUAUGUACAACUUCCCCUGUGAGUGACAGAAAGCCGUGCAACAAUAACAAGACGAUUCCAGACCCAGAGAUGAACUGAUCUGCAUUAACCUAUUUUUGUUUUAAUCACGUAGUGGUGACGCUGUAUUCCACUCUUGGACCCACGGCCAUCGCUCAUGGUCUGAACGAGACCGAGGUCACACACAUCAUCACAAGUAAAGACCUGCUUCAGGGCCGUCUCCAGGUACCUGCUCUUCCUGAAAUGGGUGUAACAAUAAGGCUUGAUAAGAAGCUCGGCUCCAUUUGCAUAAUUACUUUUUAACUCUUUUUCUCCCUCUUCAGGCCAUCCUGUGUGACGUACCCAGACUGCGCUAUGUCAUCGUAGUUGAUAGUAGACCCACCAGCUGGCCAAACAUUCCCAGAGGCAUUGUGGUGCUCAACAUGGAUGCUGUGAAAGAGAUGGGGUCUAAGCCUCACAACAGUGAGUGUUUGUGCAGUGUGAUUAAAAAGGUUUUUCUAAUUUGAUCAGGAAAUGGAGGCGCACUGAUUGAGACUUAAUACAAAGCCAACACCCUGAUGUGUAAUUAAAGUGAUGUGCUGAGCAUGACAGAAACACAUUAGACUGAACUCACAGAACACCUGAAAUCACAACGACAUUGGUCUGCUUUUUAUAAACCAGACAAUCCUCCCAUGUGAUGGUGUUGGAUAGAGAAAAACAUGAGACAUGUUUAAAAAAGAUUGAGACAUUUUAGGCCAAAUGAUUUAAGCUACAAAUCUGAAAAGGGUAGUUAAGAGUAGGGGUGUCCCGAUACAACUUUUUUUUUUAACUUCCGCUAUAAUACCGAUAUUGUUGCCUUCAUUAUUGGCUAAUACUGAUAUUGAUCUGAUGCAACGAGAACCACCUGUAGAGAACUGCAACAUCUUUUUUGGAAUAAAACGAAGUGCUUGUAUCAGAGAUUUUAGAUGCAGGCCGAUAUAAUCUGAUAAUCUUUUUUUUUUUGCUGAUAUCGAACCGAUAUAUGAUAUCAAUAUCAGAUCGAGACAUCCAUUGUUAAGAGUGGGACAAGGAUAGAGAAUUGUGUUGGGUUUUUUAGUAACUGAUAGAUACCCACCUGAGUUUAUGAAGGUGAGUAAAGCCUCUUUAUCAAGCAAGUAUUUUUUUCUUUUUCGUGCUUUAUACAAAUUCCAAAAGUUCAGACAAAAAGUAAGUACAAUCAUCUGUCAUAACAAGAGGAAGGAAAUACAUCUGCUAGAAAGCUGAGACGCUGAUUUUAAACCUGAAAAACCUUGUGCCGAUGAAUACUGAAGGCCCGAGUUAACAGUCUCCCAGGGUGAUGCUUUCUGCAGAGCUUUGUGUGCAGUGGAACAAUAGAAGCAAAGUGCAGACCAAGCUCCGGUCUUGAGAAAUGAAGCUCAUAGUGUUGAAAACUGCAGCUGCUCAUGUGUCACUUGUAGCUUGCUGUUAAAGCACUUGAAGUCACAGACACCCUCAUUAGAGAGAAGCUAGUUUACAGCGAAAAUAAACAUGUUUACAACACGGUUUAAAAACUGAACAUGGUCUGAUAAGCUCAUUUCUUCAUCUGAGCACACUGUACAGGGGGUGACAUCUUUAUCACUUUUUAGUUUUGAAGAUACCAAGGUUGUGGUUUUGGCAUUUUCAGGGGCGUAGCUGGCUUGACUGACAGGUAGGCACACUAAAGCUGUUGCUAGGGAAGCUAAAGGCCUGUCCCACCUCUUUACCUCACAAUAGGUCGACUGAAAGUCAGACUGAAAAAGCAUUUUUAACUUGUAAACGACUUGUGGACUCUUUAUUAAAUUAAUUAUAGAGUAAUAUUGUUUAUCCAAGAACCUAUGCUGCUCAAAAUAAAGCAAAUUGGAAAAAAAAACCAACUCCACUUCCUCACUUACCAUCACUCAUCUUCUCGUCUUUCUCUCCAGUCGCAGUCAGCCGCAAAAAGCCGGAGCCCUCGGACAUCGCUGUCAUCAUGUACACCAGCGGCUCCACAGGCAUCCCCAAGGGUGUCAUGAUCUCUCACGGCAACAUCAUCGCUGGAAUCACCGGCAUGGCCGAGCGGAUUCCUAACCUCAAGUAUGCCAACAUCUAUUCUCCCUCUGACACAUCUGACACUUCCUCUUGUUCUUUUCUUGUCUUGCCUGAGAAACAAAGACACCGUUGUAUAUUUAUGUCCCUCCUAACCGUAUCCACUUUUCUCCUCUGUCUAUGGUGGAAAAUUAACCUGCUGUUAUUUUGGUGCUGACAGUGAAACAGACACCUACGUUGGCUACCUGCCACUGGCUCACGUCUUAGAGCUCAGCGCUGAGUUGGUGUGUAUCUCUCAUGGCUGUCGCAUCGGCUACUCCUCCCCACAGACUCUGGCUGACCAGGUCAGUGUAAAAAAGCACACAAAUGCACACUGUAAUCCUAUCAUGCAAAGAGUUAGGACUACUCUGACAUAUGAAAUUAUCAUUUAUAUCAGUGGUUCUCAAUUCCAGUCCUCGAGCCCCCCUGUCACACCUGAUUCAAAUGAUCAGCUCGUUAUCAAGCUCUGGCUUGAUAACGAGCUGAUCAUUUGAAUCAGGUGUGUUGGAGCAGGGAAACAUCCAAAACAUGCAGGACAGGGAGGGCUCGAGGACUGGAUUGAGAACCACUGAUUUAUAUAUUUAUUUAAUCUAGGGGUCUCCUGAUACGAUUUUGAUAUUGGAUAUCAGCAAAAGAAACAGAAUAUUUGGUUAUAUCAGCCUGCAUUUAAAGUCAGCGAUAUCAGCACUCCGAAACAAGAAACAAACAAAGUAGCAAGGAGUAAGAGUGAUGUUGGCCUCAUGGCAGAAUUUUUUGUUUAAGUCUGAAAAAGACAUUGCAGAGUAGUGAAAAACCUCUCAAGCACAAUUUUGUGCCAAUAUCGGAUCAAUAUCAGUAUCGGUCAGUAUUGAGAAAUAUCGGUAUCAUAUCAAAAGUUAAAAAGUUGCUUCAGGACACCCCUAAUUUCAUCCCUCCCAAUUAAAUUCAGGAUUCAUUUUAUGUUUGUAUGAUCAGAUAUGAAGCUCUGCAUGGUCGGGUUCUUCCCUGAUUUGCUGGCUAAAGAUGUGCAAUUAUUUUUGUCAUUUUCACAGUCCACCAAGAUAAAGAAAGGCAGUAAAGGAGAUACCACUGUGCUGAAACCGACACUAAUGGCUGCUGUACCAGUAAGUGUUUUAAUCCCCACACAAACCAGUCCACCUUUAUUUUUAUGGCCUCUACCCGGGGAUGCAGAAUGCUGUAAAAAAUGACUCGAUAAUACCUUUGUUUUUGUUUUUUUCUGAUUGCUAUUAGAGUAAGAAAUGUGUUUUGCAGCUCACACACAUAUGUGACAGAUACACAAGCAUCCUUGUGGACCUGUUGAUGUCAAACUCUCAAGCAGAGCUGUGCGAAUGUUCAAAAGCACACGAUGUACAGACUUUGUGUCAUCUGCAAGAAGUUGUAAUUUGACAUAUUUCAGUGAAUUCGCUGACAUCCUCCUGAUCUGUUGUUCCUUCUCACUCCUCUGUCUCAGUUUUAAUGUCGGGUCAAUAAAUCACGCAGUCCCUCCGUCCCUCAAGAAUCUUUUAAACCGCGCUACAGUCCAAUAAAGCCAAUAAAAAGAGGUCAUUUUUCCUCCCCCUGCUCUUUGUAGGAGAUCAUGGAUCGAAUCUACAAGAAUGUGAUGACAAGAGUGGAGGAGAUGAGCCGCCUCCAGAAGACGCUCUUCGUGAUGGCUUACAACUACAAGAUGGAGCAGAUCUCUAAAGGCUACAGCACGCCCCUGUGCGACAGGUAAUACAUGCGUGCUGUGUACUAAUGUUGUACUCAUGUCUAAAUCUUCUGUGAUAUCUGAGCAAACAUUAACCUCUGUUAGAACACGGCUAAUGAUCAGACUAGAGUCCCCACAGAAGGUGUAAGGAUGUCUUCUCUAACGUUUAUAAUCAUUGCUUAGUAUUGAUUAUGAUACUGUGUUUGCACAGAGGAUUCCUCAGUUUGUCAAUACUUUGGCGCUCUACAAAGAUUAAUGGCGGACUUUGACACAUGCCUAAUAUGCUGAGAUUUUUCUCCUCCUCUUCCUCAUCCAUCUCAGAGUGGUGUUCAAGCGGGUGCGUGCACUCUUGGGAGGAAACACACGGGUGCUGCUUUCAGGGGGAGCUCCUCUGUCUGCUGCCACACAGCGCUUCAUGAACAUCUGCCUGUGCUGUCCUGUGGGGCAGGGCUACGGCCUGACUGAGACCUGUGGAGCAGGAACCAUCAGUGAGGGUAAGAGAGUGGGUUUUACAAGGAGAGGAAGUCAUAAAGUGGAGCUGAAUGCUAAGAUUGCUCUUUUUGUCUGUUUUUUUGCAGUUUGGGACUACAGCACAGGGCGUGUUGGCGCUCCACUGGUUUGCUCAGAGAUCACACUAAAGGACUGGGAGGAGGGUAAGUCAAUGCUCAACAAUCGGACCCUGUUAGUGAGGAAUCAGUGCAUUCAAUUUCCGCUGCUAAUGAGGUUUGUGCUUCUGUAGGUGGUUACCACAGCACAGACAAACCCCAUCCCCGGGGGGAAAUCGUGAUAGGAGGUCCCAAUGUUACGAUGGGUUAUUACAAAAAUGAAGGCAAGAAUGGCAGCGACUUCUUUGUGGACGAGAACGGCCAGCGGUGGUUCUGCACCGGAGACAUCGGAGAGUUCCACCCAGACGGAUGCCUCAAGAUCAUCGGUAAGAGAUGAUCCUCAGAGCAGUGCACGUGUGUGGUACAAGCAAAGAUAGCAAAAUCAUGCUCAUUCUUCAGCCAAAUGAAAGUGCAGGUACUUUUUUGAGAGGUCAUGGUGGGAGCAGAAGUCUUUUAGUAAAGAAAUGGUUCUGAAAUGAACCAGUUAAAAGCAGCUCUCUGAAGGACAUCUUUUGUUUCCUGUUUUCAGUACAAAAUGAACAAAUCAGGUUGUAUUAGUAAGACUAUUGACCCUAAGAUACUCAAACCAAAGAUGAAAAAAUAUCAGAAUUUUUUGAAAAUGACCUCUGCCCUUAUGUGAAAAAUAGUUGGAUGGAAAAUGUGCCUCUGUGCGUGAUUUGUGCCAAGAAAGUUGGGUUUUCCAAUUUCAGAUCUGAUUGGUUCUUUUCAUGAUCUUGUAGUGGGGACAGCCCACUGUGAUACCAAAUAAAGAAUACUUCUUUUUUGUUUUUCUAAAUCUUAAAGCUAAACCAAACAAUUCUCAGCAUUUUACUGGAAGAUUCCUGACAGUUUCCUGCAAAAUUACAUAGAUUCCUGAAGAGCUUCCAGGUAUAAUUCCUGAAAAACUUCUAAAAGUUGAAUGGAAGAUUUCCAAAUUCUGUGAGAAACUUUUUAGAGUGACUUUUUCAUGGCACUUUCCAGAGUAUACCCACAAAUGUUUGGGGACUUUCUCAGAAACUCCAAGCAAGUAUCCAGAAACCUUUCAGGGAAUUUUCAAUCUUUUGUUUUAGGUAUUCAUACUCUGUUGGUCCCCAUCUGUGGGAAUAAGUGAGUGCUGUUCAGAUUUGGACAUGUGUUCUCUUUUCACAGACCGUAAGAAGGACCUGGUGAAACUGCAGGCAGGCGAGUAUGUCUCACUGGGAAAAGUGGAGGCUGUUCUGAAAAACUGCUCGCUCAUAGACAACAUCUGUGCCUAUGCCAACAGGUAAAAUCCUGCGUUCACUUUUGCUGAAACAUGUUCUUCUUGACUUUUGACAUAAAUUCUCAGCUUGAUUUUAAAUGCAGGCCAACUGUUGACACCGCUAUAUCAGGCAGUGUCUACAUUUCUUGACUCCUGGAUCCUUUUUUUCCAGUGACCAGUCAUAUGUGAUCAGCUUUGUGGUGCCUAAUCACAAGCAGCUGAUGGUGCUGGCCGAGCAGAUGCAAGUGAAAGGCACAUGGGAAGAGAUCUGCAACAACCCUCAGGUGGAGAAAGAGGUCCUGCGCGUUAUUACCGAGGCUGCUGUAUCAGGUAGGGAGUGAAGCCUUUCUAUGUUUUUCAUUUAAGCUCUGUCUGUUUGUUCACUCUUGGAAAAUGCCUUCAAGAUUUGAGCAAGUUUUGGUCGAAGACAAGUGUGACAGCAUCUGCCUAAUAACACUGUCCUUCCGACUUGUGAUUCUUCUCUUUGCAAACCAGCGAAACUGGAGCGAUUCGAGAUCCCCAAGAAAAUCCGUCUGAGUUCCGAGCCGUGGACGCCAGAGACCGGCCUGGUGACUGAUGCUUUCAAACUGAAACGCAAGGAGCUCAAAACACACUACCAGGAAGACAUUGAGAGGAUGUACGGGGGGAAAUAA
This is a messenger RNA of Xyrichtys novacula (pearly razorfish), 7788 nucleotides long. Lineage: Eukaryota; Metazoa; Chordata; Actinopteri; Labriformes; Labridae. The record is from the annotation of a GenBank genome assembly.